Molecule: messenger RNA, 2456 nt
Organism: Puntigrus tetrazona (Sumatra barb)
Lineage: Eukaryota; Metazoa; Chordata; Actinopteri; Cypriniformes; Cyprinidae
Gene: med1l
Exons: 17
Coding region: 336-2063 (575 amino acids)
Biological process (GO): regulation of transcription by RNA polymerase II; cellular response to thyroid hormone stimulus
Cellular component (GO): mediator complex
Molecular function (GO): nuclear thyroid hormone receptor binding; nuclear retinoic acid receptor binding; transcription coregulator activity
Source: RefSeq, a predicted model, not a curated record
UAAUAUCUCAAACUAGACAUAGAUUGUUUAAACCGGUCUAAGUUAUCUAGUUCCUUCAUUUGACCCUUUAACUACAGCAAUCUAAUUCUUUAUCAUCUGUUUUUAUAUAUAUAUAUAUAUAAAAAUGUAGAGCACGUUAAAUAAACGUCUGCUUGACUAAAUGUAAAAGUUUAGCUGGCUAAGACGGUCAGGCGCAUCAAUUCAAUCCGGAAGUAGCCUAAUCCAUUUCCUCUUUAUUAGCGCUCUCGGUAACUUUAACUACAAUAACAAAGCGUAAUAUAAUUUGUGCUACAGACCGGUGUGUUUGAGGCGGUGUGCCACUAGAUCCUGUAAACAUGAAGACAAAGACUUUACUGUGUGACCUGAAGUCCAAGUACGCUGAUAAAUCUUGGAAUGAGACGGUUCAGCUGGUGAGGAGAUGCGUGGAAAAAACAAAAGGAGACGGCAGAGUCUGUGAGCCAGUCGCAAAAUGUCUUCAGAAGAUCAACGAGGCGCUCAACGUGUCCUCCUUGACCUCAAUGGUGUCCCGGCUAGAGAUGAUCGCAAAGCAAAGAGGGUUGGGGUCACACAUGAGCCCCACCGAGACCGUGUGUUACCUGACAGCGGACCUGUUUUAUCUGGAGGUGGUGCUGCUGCCGGCUGGAAACGUGGAAGAUGUGAGGGUGGCCCAUCACGGCGACGCUCCUGUGUCCAGCCCGUCACUCCUCCAGUUGUUGAGGUUGAAGAAGUUUCAAGAGUUCUCUCUAAAGUUGGAUGAUCUUGCCUCCUUUUACAACAUCCCAGGAGACAGUGAUGUGAAGAUUAAAAUCUACGCCUCUCUUCGACACCUGGAAACCGAUCUCUUCAAAAUAUCCCAUUUACCAAGGUCUUUGAGAGAGAGUGACCUUCACGUUGACCUCAUUAUGAACGGCAGGAUCGGGAACGUCCAGCCGGGAAAAGAGGGAAGUCCAAUGACAGUGGAGUACUACAUCAGUCCAUUAGAUGUGCUCAUGGGUUUGUCAAACACAGGUGAGGUUGGCGGAGGUCAGAUGGCUCUGGUGACGCUGAGGAGCAGUGACGCCUCACACAGACUUCAGAGGGAGUCUCUGAUCUCCUGUCCACCUCAGGUCGACUCGUUCGGGUUUCCAGUGUUUCAGCCGCUCACCGAAUCCUGCUCUGAUUUACUCCCUGCCACCUUUCUUCUCAAACUACAGCCGCCCUUACCCAUGCUUAUGUCCUUCGUAGAAAAAAUGGGCAGCAUCACAGAUGGAGUUAUAGCUGAGAAAGCCCAGCAGGUGGAGCCUUUACCUCAACUUCUCAUGAAGACCAGCAGAACACUGAACUCAAAGACCUCCUGGACAGAAGGGCUUCAGUUUGUUGUGCCAUUGCUCGCCUCGGAGUGCCACAGUUAUGUGUUCCCUGGGGCCGAAUGGGGCCGAGAGUCCUGGAAAGGAGCCUUAAUUCACACAGUCCCUUUCACACACCCCGGCCACGUCCCUGCCUUGCUGGAUCUCCUUCGCCAUCAGUCUGCCAUCAACGUCCUGCUGGCCAGCUGCUUCAGUAACCACAGCCGCCACAUAGGUGCUGGCUUGCUGUAUGACCUGAGAUGCGAGAUCCUUCCAGAAACCGACCACUGCCUUUCUGUUACGUUCAGCUUUGAUGAUAACGACCACCUGGCCGUCCUUCAGGUGACGGUGGUGGACUCUCAUCAGAUGAGCUGCAGACUGUUGAUGCCUGGUUUUGUGGAUCAUAAACUGGAUGACUACAUAUCCAGGGUCCUUAGGCGAUGCAUGUCCAUUCCCAUCACGAUGAGGGCCAUACGCAGGAAAGUGACGCCUCUCGCCGCACCUGCAGCUGUCCCAGAGUCCUCUGCUGCUCCCGAGAUCAGCUCCGUGCCCCGCGAGGCCGCCGAAGACGCGAGCCUGGCCUCUCCUCCUCCUCCGGGAUACUAUCUUAUGUCUGUUAGUGGCCCAGUGGCUGAUAAUACAGUGAACACAGAAGCUGUGGCUAACCGUUCUCCCUGUGCUUCUCUGGGUGUGUAUUCACACUGGGCGACCGGUGGCCUUCCUGCAGAGCUUCUGUAGCGUACACCAUUUUAGAAUAAUCUCAAAUCAUUAAAUAAAAUAAAUCUUAAAUAAAGGUGUUCUCUCAAAAGCCUAUAGAAAGCGCUUUCAUCCUACAAAUAUCCCUUUUAGACGUGCACUCUGUUCUUUUUCCAGAAAACAAGCAGUUAGUGAAAAACCAUAACAGCUUCUCGAUUUUUCUGUUCUAUAUAUUCAAGUUCAUUAAAAUUUAAUAAAUAUGCAAUUAACAAAAGCAAAAGAUGACUAACACUACCAUACUCUUCACAGUUGUUUCGUAUUGUUGCCGUUUUCUUUGUCACUUGUUGGUUUUGAAAAAUUGUCCACUAAAAUGUCAAACGUAAACAAAUUAAAUUAAAAAAUGGCUGUCUAUAUUAAUUGCUGAAUCACAGAACA